Molecule: messenger RNA, 672 nt
Organism: Didymodactylos carnosus
Lineage: Eukaryota; Metazoa; Rotifera; Eurotatoria; Philodinida; Philodinidae
Source: the annotation of a GenBank genome assembly
UACAAACAUCAAAGAGAAGCUCUUUACACAUUAUGAUUGCUCCGUUUGCUCUGUUCGCUCCGAUCGUAAUUUUGAUGCCUUCCUUUAUUUUAUAUUUAUGUUUUCUUUAAGAAUUUCAUGCUAGAUCUUUACGCACAAAACAAAACGAAGGUGUUCACAAGGUGGAGUAGAAUUACGUGAGAAAAGCUUUUUCCAUUAUCACACAGCUAUAAGUUUCAUAUUCAUGAAUAUAUUUUGGAUCGUGCUUUUUAGUUUACGUAAGCAUAGUGCAAAUUAGAGAGGAUUGUUUCAAAAGAUUAUAUUUUAUUUUACAGCUGUGCAGCACUGCUGUGGAUUAAAGUGUUAUACAUGUUAUUCUACGAAUUGUGGACAGAUUUACUCAUAUGGUGGUAACACAGUAUGCCAGACAGUAACAAGUUAUGGUAACACAAGUGCCAAUGGAUGUGUACUAGCAGCAACAACGGUCGCUGUCAUUGGUAGUACUUCAACAACAAGUUGUGGUACAACGGCACAAGUUACAAUUAUGCAAGGUGUUAUAAUUUAUUCAAAAUAUGAUUGUUGUUUUACAACUAAUUGUAAUCCAUGUCCAUCAAUUGGUUGUAUGAAUGCUAUGACUAAUAUAACUUGCGGAUCUUCUAAUAGUAGAUGUGCCAGUAUUUAUUCUAUUACCUA